Pocillopora verrucosa is the source of this 2158-nucleotide messenger RNA. Its product is annotated as protein disulfide-isomerase 2-like. Gene Ontology annotation, biological process: protein folding; response to endoplasmic reticulum stress. The record is from RefSeq and is a predicted model, not a curated record. Gene Ontology annotation, molecular function: protein disulfide isomerase activity. NCBI's taxonomy places the organism in Eukaryota, Metazoa, Cnidaria, Anthozoa, Scleractinia, Pocilloporidae. Gene Ontology annotation, cellular component: endoplasmic reticulum.
CGUAUUUUCCCUCUUUACUCCAAGUUCUAGAAAUUGAACAGUCGUACGAUUGGGUGACCACGAGAAUCUUUCCACGAUGAAGUUUUAUCUAACAUUUUUCCUCAGUUUUGUGGCUCUUUCAUUUGGAGCAGACAUCGAAGAAGAAGAAAAUGUCUUAGUCUUGACCGAAGCUGUUUUUGAUCAAGCUAUAAGCGACAAUGAGCAUAUUCUUGUUGAAUUUUAUGCACCGUGGUGUGGACAUUGCAAAGCUCUUGCCCCUGAAUAUGCCAAAGCAGCGACGAAACUCAAGGAAGAACGGUCGGCCAUCAAGCUUGCUAAAGUUGACGCCACUAAAGAAACUAAACUCGGUGAAAAGUACCAAGUCCAGGGAUAUCCAACCCUCAAGUUCUUUAGAUCGGGAAAACCGGUGGAGUAUUCUGGUGGCCGCACAGAAUCUGAAAUCAUCACUUGGUUGAAAAAGAAAACAGGACCCCCAGCAGUAGAACUAACAACAGCAGAUGAAGUCAAGGAAUUUAAAGAAAAGAGUGAUGUUGUUGUUGUUGGUUUUUACGCUGACAAGGAAUCUGAUGCUGCUAAGGCUUUCGUUGGGGCUGCCCAGGGUAUGGAUGACGUUCAGUUCGGAAUCGUACACGACGCAGAUAUUGCUAAAGAACACAAUGUUGCAGAAAAUGUGGUUCUCUUUAAGAAGUUUGAUGAAGGACGUGCUGACUAUGAUGGAGAACACAAAUCUGAAGAUAUCAUCAAGUUUGUCAAAGGAAACCAACUGCCUCUUGUGACAGAAUUCAAUGAUGAGAAUGCACCAAAGAUCUUUGGAGGAGAUAUUAAGAAGCAUGUUCUGCUCUUUGCAAGCAAAGAGGCUGAAGAUUUCCAGGCCAUCCAAGAAGCAUUUUCAGCCGCAGCUAAGGAAUUCAAAGGACAAGUUCUCUUUGUGCUUGUUGACACUAAUAUUGAAGACAACAGCCGUAUCUCAGAAUUCUUUGGAAUUGAUACUAAGGAAAUCCCAACCGUCCGCCUGAUCAACUUGGCAGAAGAUGACAUGACAAAAUACAAGGCUGAAACCACUGAAGUUACCACUGAGAAUGUCAAGGCUUUUGUCUCCUCAGUUCUUGAUGGAUCACUCAAGCCUCAUUUACUCAGUCAAGAAAUCCCAGAGGAUUGGGAUGCCAAACCUGUCAAGGUCCUGGUCGGAAAGAACUUUGAUGAAGUAGUCAAGGACAAAACCAAGGCUGUUCUAGUAGAAUUCUAUGCCCCAUGGUGUGGUCAUUGUAAGAAAUUAGCUCCAAUCUGGGAUGAACUUGGAGAGAAGUUUAAAGACCGUGAUGAUAUUGUCGUUGCCAAGAUGGACUCCACAGCCAAUGAAGUAGAGAGUGUUAAGAUUCAAAGCUUUCCUACUCUUAAAUACUUCCCUAAAGAUAGUGAUGAGAUUGUAGAUUACAAGGGUGGCAGAACUCUUGAUGAUUUUGUCAAGUUUCUUGAAUCUGAUGGUAAAGUAAACCAAGAACCCACAGAAGGUGAAGAACCAGCCCCAGAAGAAGAAGGGGAGGGUGUGGAGGGUGAAGAGCCUGAGGGUGAAGGUGACGAGUCUGAAGGUGCUGAGGAAGAAACUGAUGGAACAGAGGCAACCAAAGAUGAGCUCUAAAUUGUCUUAUCUGGUUUUUAAAUUUGAGCUGCAGAUGAUUUCUUAAUGUAAGAGAAUGUAAUGAACUUUUUCCAAAAAACAAAAUACAACUGUGGCCAACCAUUUUGAAAGUUCAACUCCAAACUAUUAGGAGCUGUUUUUUGAGUUCUAGACUAUCCUAGUCCGACAAAAGAAAUUAAUAUUGCUCAGUGAUUUGCAAGAAAAUGUUUUCCUAGUUGAAGACUUUCCUGCUGCAUCUUUUUGAUGAACUCAUUGGUUCAGGACUCCAUUUAAUUAAGCUUUCGUCGCACUAAGAUAAGUUAGGAGCAUAAAAUUUAGGAAUAAUCAUCUCUGUACCACAUCACUGUGAAAGACUUUUACUUAUUUCUCUUUCCUAGCAUUAUAUUCUGUGACCUCUGGUUAGGUAAUAUGUUUUAAACUCUUGUGUGUUUUCAAAUAGUUAAUAGGUUUUCAAAUCUUUUUUUUGGAAGUUUCUUCAACUCACACUCAAAAUAAACCUCUCACCACCUGGCUUAUAAA